AUGUAUAACCCUAUAAAAACAUUAAAGACCAACACUAUUGGGACAUUAAACAUGCUGGGGUUAGCUAAGCGUGUUGGAGCACGGCUGCUGCUGGCCUCCACAUCAGAGGUAUAUGGAGAUCCUGAAGUUCACCCUCAAAAUGAGGAUUACUGGGGCCAUGUGAAUCCAAUAGGUCCAAGAGCUUGCUAUGAUGAAGGGAAGAGGGUUGCAGAGACCAUGUGCUAUGCAUACAUGAAACAGGAAGGAGUUGAAGUGAGGGUUGCCAGAAUAUUCAACACUUUUGGUCCUCGAAUGCAUAUGAAUGAUGGCAGAGUUGUCAGUAAUUUUAUCCUACAAGCUCUCCAGGGAGAACCACUAACAGUCUAUGGACCUGGAACUCAGACAAGAGCUUUCCAGUAUGUCAGUGACCUCGUGAAUGGGUUGGUGGCAUUGAUGAACAGCAAUGUCAGUAGCCCUGUCAACCUGGGAAACCCAGAAGAGCACACUAUCCUAGAAUUUGCCCAGUUAAUUAAAAAACUUGUUG
This is a messenger RNA of Merops nubicus (carmine bee-eater), 523 nucleotides long. It is a transcript of the gene UXS1, whose product is annotated as UDP-glucuronate decarboxylase 1. Gene Ontology annotation, cellular component: cytoplasm. The transcript has 7 exons. The annotation marks the transcript as partial. Gene Ontology annotation, molecular function: NAD+ binding; UDP-glucuronate decarboxylase activity. Gene Ontology annotation, biological process: D-xylose metabolic process. NCBI's taxonomy places the organism in Eukaryota, Metazoa, Chordata, Aves, Coraciiformes, Meropidae. The record is from RefSeq and is a predicted model, not a curated record.